GGCAAAGGUGGAAAGGGACUCGGCAAAGGCGGCGCCAAGCGUCAUCGCAAGAUUCUUCGCGACAACAUCCAGGGAAUCACCAAGCCCGCCAUCCGCCGUCUUGCCCGCCGCGGUGGUGUCAAGCGUAUCUCCGCCCUCAUCUACGAGGAGACCCGCGGAGUCCUCAAGUCCUUCCUCGAGAGCGUCAUCCGCGACGCCGUCACCUACACCGAGCACGCCAAGCGCAAGACCGUCACCUCGCUCGACGUCGUCUACGCCCUCAAGCGACAGGGACGCACUCUCUACGGUUUCGGUGGUUGA
Molecule: messenger RNA, 300 nt
Organism: Myxozyma melibiosi
Lineage: Eukaryota; Fungi; Ascomycota; Lipomycetes; Lipomycetales; Lipomycetaceae
Product: histone-fold-containing protein
Exons: 2
Biological process (GO): nucleosome assembly
Cellular component (GO): nucleosome
Molecular function (GO): structural constituent of chromatin; DNA binding; protein heterodimerization activity
Source: RefSeq, a predicted model, not a curated record